Tympanuchus pallidicinctus (lesser prairie-chicken) is the source of this 2801-nucleotide messenger RNA. RefSeq names its product membrane associated ring-CH-type finger 4 (gene MARCHF4). Lineage: Eukaryota; Metazoa; Chordata; Aves; Galliformes; Phasianidae. The record is from RefSeq and is a predicted model, not a curated record. Gene Ontology annotation, biological process: protein ubiquitination. The transcript is spliced from 4 exons. Gene Ontology annotation, molecular function: zinc ion binding; ubiquitin-protein transferase activity. Bases 1629 to 2801 code for a protein of 390 amino acids.
AUCCCCGCUUGCACUGCAAACAAUCUGCCUUCCCCAUUGCAUCCAAGGGAGAUAGCAACAGCAACAUCAUCACUGCAAGCCGGAUGGGAGCGCAGAGAGGAGGCUGCUGAGAGAGAAAGGCACACACGCACACACCAGCUCGAUGUUGCCAAAGCGGCAGGAGCCGCACGAAAAAUAAGCCAUGCUGCUCGGUGUGUCUGGCGCAUUGUGCUCUAUCAGAGCCUUUUAGGAGGAAGAAGAGAAUUACCCACACCGAUUUUUUUUUCCUGCCUGCGAGAGUGCGACAGACUUGCGAUGGUUGAAUGUCAAUGCCUAUGAGAGAGAACAACAGUCAGAGGAGGAGGACAGAAGGGGAGGAAAAUGAAGGUGGGGAUGGUGGUGAAGAGAAAGAAGCACCCUCAUCCAAUGCAUCAAAAGGAAGUCCCUGCAAUUGCUGAUAGAGCUCUGGCUGCCUCACCAUCUACAAUGGUCUGUACAAGCUGCCAAUGCGUUUGAUGACGUUCAUGUUUUGUGAAAGGAGGAAAGGAAACGUGACCAUGUAAGAUCCACGUUUCUCCGGUCAAUUACAUGCGAAGAAUAGGUCUGAUUUCGACGGUUCUUUUUUUUUUUUUUUUUUUUUUUUUUUUGGUCCAGGAUGGUAACUGCCUAGGGAAUAAUACAGCCGCCUUCCCUCACCAGUUUUGCUCUGAUAUUUUUAAUUUUUUUUUUUAAUUUAAUUUUUGGUGUGGUCCAGACAGCUGCUGGAAUAGAGAAGGUCAGAAUAUACAAAUACGUAUAAUAUAUAUAUAUGAUAUAUAUGAUAUAUAUUAUAUAUAUAAAUAUAUUUAUCUCAGUACAUCUGAGAUUAAGCUCAUUGAAUGCUAAUUAUUUCUUUCAGGACUUUUAAUAUUUACAGUGAAAUCUUUUAAAGGCAACAGUACAUUCUGAUGCCACCUGGGAGUACAGUGUUGGAGACGUAGGGUGUUUUCCCAUAAACAAUGUGAAGGUCUUUUUGUUAAAGAGGCAAUUUUGAUAUUAACAGCAGCUACCCAUUUUGCAUUUUGAUAGCCAGAUCGGCUGCUAUUUUGUUCGGGUACACACCAGGUCUCGUGCGACUGAGUUUUAUUUUAUAAUUGAAAAAAAAAAAAAAAGAAAAAGAAAAGAAAAGAAGAAAAGGAAAAUUACUUGAGAUGCCAAAUACUGUCGAGAGGACCAUAUUCUCCCUCUUCCCCACACCCACUGGAGACGCGGACCCUUCUUUUUUACAGGCUUAGAGUCGCCGGAGCCGAGCUGGGCUCCCUCCGGAGCGCCGCACAGCACCGUGCCCGCGCCCCCAGACCCCGCGGCGUGGGAGAUUUCUUCCCUCCUCCCGCUGAUUUGCAAACAAACUUGUGGAAUCCGCCCCGUCCGAGGGGGAGGGGGAUAAAAUCCCCCCGGAGAGUAGAGUGGGUUUCGGUUUUUUUUUAUAUUAUUGCAAGAUUUCAGCGGGCUGCCGGGGAUCUCCCCCUUCUCGCCCUCUUUUGUCGUUUCUCGGCCGGCCAGCGCAGCCCCCCCGCAGCACUGAGGUCUCAGCAGAGCCCCCCGGCCGCGGGGCGCCCGGCUCCUGCCCUUUCUUUCCCACCUCAUCCCCGCCUGUCAAGGAAAGGCACAUGUUAAUACCACCCGGCGCGGUCAUUUUCUGUUACUGCUGCUGCGGGCUCCUCCGUCCGAGACAGAUGUUGCGAAACCAAGGCCUCCUCAAGUGCCGCUGCCGCAUGCUCUUCAAUGACCUGAAGGUCUUCCUGCUGCGGAGACCCCCCGCGCCGCCGCCGCCCUCGCCGCCGCCGCCGCUUCCCAUGCCCGGCGGCGCAGAGGCGGGGGCCGGCGGCGCCGCUCCGCUCGGGGGGCGCGGGCCCGGCUGGCGGGCGGCGGCGGCGGGCGGCGGAGCGGGCAGCCCGGGAGCCGAGGAGUGGGGCAGCCCCGCCGGGGAGCCGCCCGCCUCCCUGCCCAGCAGCACCUCCUCGGAUGACUUCGGCAAGGGCAAGGCCGAGGACCGCUACUCGCUGGGAAGCAGCGUCGAUAGCGGCAUCCGCACCCCGCUCUGCAGGAUCUGCUUCCAGGGUCCUGAGCAGGGGGAGUUGCUGAGCCCGUGUCGAUGCGACGGAUCGGUGAAAUGCACGCACCAGCCAUGUCUGAUCAAAUGGAUUAGCGAGAGAGGCUGCUGGAGCUGUGAGCUGUGUUACUACAAGUACCACGUCAUUGCCAUAAGCACAAAGAACCCUCUGCAGUGGCAGGCCAUCUCCCUGACAGUCAUUGAGAAGGUUCAGAUAGCAGCGGCCAUCCUGGGUUCCCUCUUCCUCAUCGCCAGUAUCUCGUGGCUCAUCUGGUCGACCUUCAGUCCUUCAGCCAAAUGGCAGCGCCAGGACCUGCUCUUCCAGAUCUGCUAUGGAAUGUAUGGCUUCAUGGACAUUGUCUGUAUAGGUCUAAUAAUACACGAAGGGCCCUCAGUUUACCGGAUUUUUAAACGGUGGCAGGCGGUCAAUCAGCAGUGGAAAGUGCUGAACUAUGACAAAACAAAGGACAUGGAGGAACAAAAAACAGGGACCAGGACAAAUCAGCGUCCCUCCUCCCAAACCACCCACUCGUCCUCCACUGGUGGUACAGCCACUAACUCCGCUCCGGCCGACAGCGGGGCCCGGGCCGCCGGCCAUGCCACAGGCACCCUCUCUGACCACCACUGUGCUUACACCAUCCUGCAUAUACUCAGCCACCUGAGGCCUCACGAACAGAGGAGUCAGUCUAGUAGUAACAGAGAGCUCGUCAUGAGGGUCACGACGGUCUGA